This is a messenger RNA of Angiostrongylus costaricensis, 255 nucleotides long. The record is from the annotation of a GenBank genome assembly. NCBI's taxonomy places the organism in Eukaryota, Metazoa, Nematoda, Chromadorea, Rhabditida, Metastrongylidae.
AUGUAUAUUCUCCUGGAUCUUGAAGAUCUGACAGAUUUCGAAGGUCAGUGCUUCGCAUUACGGCUAUAUAAUGAGAAUGCCGGUUAUAUUUCAGAAGACAUCGCUCAAGCGCUCUGUGAGUUGUUCGAAGCAUUCUUGACGUUGUUGAAGUAUCAGCCCAAGUCUCUGCAGCAUAACAGAUCGCUGGGAGGACCACUGAAUCGAAAAGGUGAGCGCGGGUUUUCGGCUCCUUCCUUUGCUAGGAGGCUUCUUUGA